UAUACUAUACAUAUACUUACAAAUGUCUUCAUGAUUUGCUGUUUUUAUGUGUCGUACUUUGAGUGUUUUUAUAUCUCUUUUAGUAUGGAACUCAGUUGCGCCAUGACUACGAGAAGACUAUUCGGCUUAUGCCAUGGUUGGAGCUUGAGAUGGCGAAUGAUGAGACGGAUGGUGGCAUAGCGCACACACCUGCUGCAAGCAGUACUGAAGAUAGCGAUGAGCUGGAAGAAGAGCAGGUUGACAGUUUGACGACUGCAGCAAGCGAUGUCAAGGCGGGAGAAGAAGAGGUCGACGAACGCAAUUUGACACUCUUGCAGAGAAAAUUUCGAAAUGCUUGGUUUGACAAUGCGGAGUCCUCGCCAGUGAGUGGGUUUUCAUUUGAACCUACGCCUCUGUCUCCUCCUCGUACACCUCAGCCUUCGACAAUGGGUGGUGUGACUUCGGUAGAUGAGGAAGGAAUGUUUACUGUUAGACUGAAGUAAUAUGGUAUCGGCACGUGUGAUCGAAGUUGAUGACAUGUCUAAUGGUUAAUCAGUUGACUUGGGUGAUAUGUUGUGUUGUGCUGGAAUUGUGACUUUUUAUGCUUUUCUAUUCAUUUGUUUAUGUUUAUUGAUAUGUAGAUAGGCAAGUAAUUAUAUGCUCUGCACUUUUUUUGACACACAAGGGUCCUAAUUGUAGUUGCUGGUAGGUUUUGUAAGAAAUGAUGUGUGAGCACAUGAAAUGAUAAUAAACACUACUUGGAGUUGAAGGAUGA
Messenger RNA from Corticium candelabrum, 754 nucleotides. RefSeq lists its product as uncharacterized. Bases 129 to 482 code for a protein of 117 amino acids. The record is from RefSeq and is a predicted model, not a curated record. The transcript is spliced from 4 exons. NCBI's taxonomy places the organism in Eukaryota, Metazoa, Porifera, Homoscleromorpha, Homosclerophorida, Plakinidae.